Molecule: messenger RNA, 2705 nt
Organism: Tarenaya hassleriana
Lineage: Eukaryota; Viridiplantae; Streptophyta; Magnoliopsida; Brassicales; Cleomaceae
Product: proline-rich receptor-like protein kinase PERK8
Exons: 8
Coding region: 558-2522 (654 amino acids)
Biological process (GO): protein phosphorylation
Molecular function (GO): ATP binding; protein kinase activity
Source: RefSeq, a predicted model, not a curated record
GUGUUUCGCUGUGUCUGAACACUAGUGGUCUCCACGUUCUUUUUGCAAGAAUCACGCUCUACAGUUCGACCACAUUCCCUCUCUUUUUCAUCUUCCUUAACCAUGGCAUCCCACUAGCCUCUUUUUUUUUGUGCUCAAAUUCCUUCUUCUGAUUCCAAUUUAUAGCCUUUGUGUUUGCUGUCGAAGAAUUUUACUGUUUCUUUAUCUGGGCGUUGCUCUGUUUCUGUUCGCAGGUCCAUUUGCACACUCCAGAGUUGGUUUUUGGUUGAAAAUUUUCAGCUUUACGAUCUGGGUUUUCAAUUUCUAGGGUUGAUUGUUGAAGAUUUUGGAAUAUAGAUAUCAGGGAAUGUGUUUUAGCCCCCUUUUUCUGAAUUAGGGCUUUGUUCUGCAUCGCCGUUCGGGAUUCGGUGCAUUCAGAGUUCUUCCUGUUCAUAAGCUUGGAGACGAAGGAUGACGUCACCAAUUCUGGGGUUUGUUCAUCUUGUUGCGUCGGACAUGGAAGCAUAGCUCAGAGGAAACUUUUUUUCAGUUAGAUUCUUAGUACAGUUUCAGUGAGGAUGAGUUUGAUUCCUCCUACUCUGCCGCUUCUGUCUCCACCACCGUCGGCGGGUUCUUCUCCGCCGUCGAAUUCUUCAUCCACCGCUCCUCCGCCGUCGAAUAUUCAGCCAACCACUCCUUCCGCCCCGCCUCCGGCCACUCCCGCUGCCCCUCCUCCCUCCCCGCCGCUUCCGCCGCCGACUCCCUCUCCACCGCCGUCUCCUCCCGCCGUAUCCUCUCCUCCUCCUGCCAUUGCGGUCUCUCCUCCGCCUCCUCCGGUGGUGGUUUCUUCCCCUCCUCCCCAACCCUCCCCGUCGACUCCGGCGGCGACACCACCUGCUCCACCGCAAGAUAUCCCUCCUCCUCCUCCUCCGGCAGCCACACCUCCUCGUCCACCUCCGGCAGAGAAAUCCCCGCCGCCGAAACCCUCUCCGUCGCCUCCGGCGGCAACACCUCCUCGCUCCGACAGGCCUCCGGCGACAACUACAGCUCCUCCGCCGGCUUCCGUUCCGACAGAUCCUUCUCCUCCUGCUCCUCCUACUCCUUUACCUGAGAUUCCGAAGGAGAAACCCACCGCAAAACCGACCGACCGAGCCACGAAUGCAGGGAACAGGACAGAGUCCAGCUCUUCCCGCGGUUUUGACACCGGUGGCGCCGUGGCUGUCGGCGUAGUGGUCGGACUGGUAGUUCUCAGCCUUCUAGUGUUGGCCGUCUGGAUCUCUCGGAGGCGAAAGAGAAAGGACCCCGGAACUUUCAUAGGAUAUACUCUUCCUUCUUCUUAUUCUUCUCCUCAAGGCUCAGAUGUAGCGUUUUUCAAUCCCCAUUCAUCUCUUCCUAAAGCGAGAAGUCCAUCCGGUAGCGAUUACAUGUAUUCUCCUUCCGAGUCUGGUGUGAUUAGCAAUCCGAGAUCAUGGUUCUCUUAUGAUGAACUCGCUAAGGCUACCAAUGGGUUCUCGGAACGGAACCUUUUAGGUGAAGGAGGAUUCGGUUGUGUAUAUAAAGGCGUUCUUGGAGACGGAAGGGAAGUCGCCGUUAAACAGUUGAAGAUUGGCGGUAGUCAAGGAGAGCGGGAAUUCAGAGCCGAAGUCGAGAUCAUAACUCGAGUUCAUCACCGGCAUUUGGUUACACUCGUCGGCUAUUGUAUCUCGGAUCACCAGAGGUUGCUUGUUUAUGAUUAUGUGCCUAAUAACACCCUCCAUUACCAUCUCCACGCUGAAGGAAGGCCGGUUAUGGCUUGGGAAACUCGGGUAAAGGUUGCUGCUGGUGCAGCUCGUGGAAUCGCUUACCUACAUGAAGACUGUCAUCCUCGCAUUAUUCACCGUGAUAUUAAAUCGUCCAACAUACUUCUCGACAACAACUUUGAAGCCCGGGUUGCAGAUUUCGGGCUUGCGAAAAUAGCUCAGGAACUAGAUUCGAAUACGCAUGUCUCCACACGCGUAAUGGGAACUUUCGGGUAUAUGGCUCCGGAAUAUGCAACGAGCGGGAAGCUGACUGAGAAAUCCGACGUCUACUCCUUCGGUGUAGUUCUUCUGGAGCUCAUAACGGCUCGCAAGCCCGUCGAUGCGUCUCAGCCACUCGGCGAUGAAAGCCUUGUCGAAUGGGCUAGACCCUUGCUGACCGAGGCCAUCGAGCGCGAAGAUUUCGAAGAACUGGUCGACCCAAAGCUCGGAAACAACUACUUACCCGGAGAAAUGUUGAGGAUGAUCGAAGCCGCUGCAGCUUGCGUUCGCCACUCGGGUGCAAAAAGACCGAGAAUGAGUCAGGUAGUGAGAGCAUUGGAUACACUGGAAGAAGCGAAGGAAGACAUAACGAACGGGAUGAAACCGGGACAAAGCCAAGUGUUCGACUCCAGACAGCAGUCUGAGCAGAUAAGGAUGUUUCAGAGAAUGGCUUUCGGCAGUCAGGACUUUAGUUCCGAGUUUUUCGACAGAACUCAGUCGCAGAGUAGUUGGGGAAGCCGAGACCGUUCCCGUUUUCUGCCUUAGCUUUUCCUUGCGGGUAUAACUAAAAUAAUAUUAACUAUCGUCUAUUUUUUUGUAUUCUUUAUUAUUAUGGUAUAUGUUUUUAGUUAACAUAUCCACGACCACGACACAACCGAAUCCAUACAUAGUACAUACAAUGUAUUCUGUACUAAUUUUUUUACAAAACUUUUAAAAAAAUAUUUAAUA